AUGACCUCUGGAUUAUCAAACAAACUUCAUGAGGUGCUGCAUCUCAGAAUCUCAGAAUCUCAGAAUCUCAAAAUCUCAAAAUCUCAAAAUCUCAAAAUCUCAGAAUCUCAGAAUCUCAAAACCUCAGAAUCUCAGAAUCUCAUAAUCUCAGAAUCUCAGAAUCUCAGAAUCUCAGAAUCUCAGAAUCUCAGAAUCUCAGAAUCUCAGAAUCUCAGAAUCUCAGAAUCUCAGAAUCUCAUAAUCUCAGAAUCUCAGAAUCUCAGAGUCUCAGAAUCUCAGAAUCUCGAAAAUCAAAAGGACUACUAUAGCUACUGUACUGUAGCCAAUAACGCCGAAAUUCUCGAAUGUCUGUAUUACAAAUCCCCAUUCCUACUUUAA
This is a messenger RNA of Caenorhabditis briggsae, 378 nucleotides long. The coding region runs from base 1 to 378 and encodes 125 amino acids. The record is from RefSeq and is a predicted model, not a curated record. The transcript is spliced from 2 exons. Lineage: Eukaryota; Metazoa; Nematoda; Chromadorea; Rhabditida; Rhabditidae.